Molecule: messenger RNA, 5160 nt
Organism: Suncus etruscus (white-toothed pygmy shrew)
Lineage: Eukaryota; Metazoa; Chordata; Mammalia; Eulipotyphla; Soricidae
Product: receptor-type tyrosine-protein phosphatase V-like
Exons: 34
Coding region: 1-5160 (1719 amino acids)
Biological process (GO): angiogenesis; protein dephosphorylation
Molecular function (GO): cadherin binding; protein tyrosine phosphatase activity
Source: RefSeq, a predicted model, not a curated record
AUGAGGCCCCCAGUACUGAUCUCUGUGCUACUCUGGCUCCGGGGGUUCUUGGCCAAGGAAGAUGACGACACAUGCAGGCCCCUGUCCCCUGGAGAUGGGCACCCAGAUGGACCACCCCUGGAAGUGAACGUCAGCAGCCAGGGGCACCCCACAAGCCUCUUUCUGAGCUGGGCCUCCCCAGAGCCAGGUGGGUUGGAACAUGAGCUGUGGCUCACCCGCCUGACCUCCCCGGCAUUCCCUGAAGGCCAGCAGCGCCUGGUCCACACCAAUGCUUCCAGCUUCGAGUUCUCGGACCUGGUGCCAGGAAGUCGGUACCACCUGAAGGUCACAGCUUUACGCCCCUGCGGGCAGAAUGUCACCGUCACUCUCACAGCCCAGAUGGCGCCUGCACCCGUCAGCGACCUGCAGCUCCAUAGUGCCUCAGACCCCUUCAGCCUGGAGGCCUCUUGGGGUGCAGCCCCUGGAGAACAAGAUGGUCUCCGGCUCUACCUCUACCACCCAGAGACCCAGACAUGGGCACAUAAUAUCUCCUUGCCCCCGGACACCCUGGCCUAUACCUUUAGUGACCUCCUUCCAGGGAGUGAGUACAUUCUGGAAGUCAUCACUCAGGCCGGGGGUCUGCACGCCCAGAGCAGUGCCCAGCAAUGGACAGUGCCCGUGUGUCCCCGUGAGCUGAUGCUGAGUGCCCUGAGCACCACUGUUCUCCAAGCCUCUUGGAAUGGGGCUGAGGGGGUGGCCUGGCUCCAGCUGAUGCUCAGAGGUGCAGGUGGCACCAAUCUGACUGCGGUGGUCAGACGGGGAACCACCAAUCACACCUUUCGCAACCUCACCCCGGGCACCCGCUAUGAGCUGAUACUGAGCGCUACCGCAGGACCCCAUGAAAUGGGGGGCCUCAAUGCCACCGAGUGGACCUAUCCUGCCACUCCCCUGAACCUGCAGCUCAUCCCCCAACCCCCACAGCUCUGGGCAAGCUGGCAGGCUGGGCCCGGUGGCCGGGAUGGCUAUUUGCUGAGGCUCAUGGGUCAGCUGCAGUGGAACAUCUCUCUGGACCCCAGGGCCCUCAACGCCACCUUCCCAGGACCCCUGCCUACUGGCCACUACUCUCUGGAACUGAGGGUUUUGGCAGGACCCCAUCAUGCCAGCACCCAGGCCAGUGUCUGGCUAGAUGGGCCUCUGCCACCACAGUCCCUGGAAAUCUCUGGUAGGGCUAACCCCUCUGACCUGGCUAUUGGCUGGACUGCUUCACCUGGGGACCUGGAAGGCUAUGGUGUGGCCUGGCACCAGGAGGGAGACCCGAAGUCACAGGACAGCCAUGUGGACGUGGGUCCAAGGAACACCAGCCUGACGCUGAGGGGCCUCAUGCCCGGCUCCUGCUAUUCUGUAUCUGUGUGGGCCUGGGCAGGGAACAGCAGCUCCAGCCCCCGGAGGACUCGAGCCUGCACCCUCCCUGCCCCUCCUGCCAAUCUGAGCCUGGGGUGGACGUUUCAACCCCCUGCCCUCAGGACAUCCUGGAGCCCCCCACCUGGGGCCUGGGAUGGCUUCCGGCUGCGACUGCACCGCCUAAGACCCCUGGCCCUGGAGAGUGAUGCCAGGCUAGAGGCUGGUGUUCAGAACUUCUCCUGGGCCAAGCUGCCCGCAGGCACCGAGUUUCUGAUACAGCUGAGCAGCCUUCGGGGGCCAGAUGAGAGCACCAGAGCCAACACCACUGGCUGGACACCGCCUCUUGCCCCAGUUCUGGUUAAUGUGACCAGUGAAGGCCCCUCGAGGCUCCAGGUCUCCUGGGCACAUGCUCCAGGUGGUCGGGAGGGCUACCGGGUGACGCUGUAUCGGGCGGGUGUCCCGGCUGGCACCAGCUUUGUGGGCGCUGAGGUGGGCAGUGUGAGUUUUGUGGAUCUAACUCCUGGCACACGGUAUGAGGCAGAGAUCAUCUCCUGGGCUGGGCCCCUGCACGCGGUGACCAACAGCUCCGGCUGGACGUUGCCUACAUUGCCCAACGAGCUGCUGGUGUCCAUGCAGGCGGACAAGGCUGUGAUUACCUUGGCCUGGGCCGGCGGUCCCCUGGGGCAGGGGCUAUGCCAUGCUCAUCUCUCGGAGGUGCAACAUCUCUCUUGGGAGCAACCACUGAAGCUGGGCCAAGCCCUCCUGGUCCUCAGGGACCUCACGCCUGGACGCAACCUCUCCCUGACUGUGCUGUGCCGGGCUGGCCCGCUCGAGGUGGCCACUCAGCCUGUGGUGCUCCCUGUUGAACCUGGGCCUGUUCAGGAUGUGCUGUGCCGGCCCAAGGCCACCCGCCUGGCCCUGAACUGGACGCUGCCUGUGGGGGAGCUGGACGCCUGCCUGGUGGUGGUGGAGCAGCUGGUGGCGGGAGGUGGCGCUCAACCUGUCUUUCAUGCCAACAUCUCUGGAGAUGCCCUGGUGCUGACCGGCCUGGUGCCAGACACUUCCUACCGCCUCAGUCUUACUGUGCUGGGCAGAAACAGCCUGUGGAGCCGCACAGUCACCCUCGUGUGUGGCACCACUACUGAGGCCUGGCACCCUCCUGAGCUAGCCGUGGCACCCCAGCUGGAGCCUGGGACAGGGAUGGGGGUCAUCAUCCAGCGGGGCAUGUUCGGCGAGGACAACGGGCAGAUCCAGUGGUUUGGCAUCAUUGCCACCACCAACUCCUCUUUGAUGCGGCCGCCCCAGGAAGCCAUCAACCACACGUGGUACCACCACUACUACCAAGGACACGACUCCUACCUGGCCAUCCUGCUCCCCAACCCCUUCUACCCAGGGCCCUGGGCCGUACCUCAAUCCUGGACGGUGCUAAUGGGCACAGACACCUGUGGUCAAACCCAGGAGAUAUGCAAUGGGCCACUCAAGCCGGGUGCCCAGUAUCGGUUUGGCGUUGUGGCCUUUACCAGGCGCCUGGCUCCUGAGACCACAGUCUCCUUCUCUGCUUUCUCAGAGCCCCGAACCAACAUCCCCUGGAUGGUGCUGCCUCUCCCGCUGUUAGCCGGCAUUGUUGGAGGCGGCACCUUCAUCCUCUGUGGCCUGCUAGCCCUGCUGCUGUGCUUCUGCCGGAGGGCGAAGGGGCAGAGGGUCCACAAGAAGCGCUUUUCCCAGGAGUUGACAGCCUACAACCCUCGGUGGACCCAUAGGCCCAUCCCGCUUCACAGUUUCCGCCAGAACUUCGAGGCCAAGAGUGCGCAUGCGAACCAGGCUUUUUUCCAGGAGUUUGAGGAGCUGAAGGAGGUGGGCAGGGAGCAGCCCAGGUUGGAGGCCCAGCAUCCUGCCAAUGCCACCAAGAACCGUUACCCGCAUGUGCUCCCCUAUGACCACUCCCGGGUUCGGCUGGCCCAGCUGGAAGGGGAGCCCCACUCUGACUACAUCAAUGCCAACUUCAUCCCGGGGCACAGCCACCCGCAGGAAUUCAUCGCCACCCAGGGGCCUCUGAAGAAGACCCUGGAGGACUUCUGGCGGCUGGUGUGGGAGCAGCAGGUCCACACCAUCGUCAUGCUCACCGUGGGCAUGGAGAAUGGGCGGGUGCUCUGUGAACACUACUGGCCUGCUGACUCUAAUCCCGUCACCCAUGGACACAUCACUGUCCACCUCCUGGCCGAAGAACCUGAAGAUGAGUGGACUAGGCGAGAAUUCCAGCUGCAGCAUGGCCCCCAGCAGCAGGAGCGGAGGGUGAAGCAGCUGCAGUUCACCACCUGGCCUGACCACGGUGUCCCUGAUGCCCCCACGCCCCUGCUGGUCUUUACCGAACUGGUGCGGAUGCAGGCUCGGGCCUCCUUGGCCACAGGGCCCAUCCUGGUGCACUGCAGUGCCGGCGUGGGUCGCACCGGGACCUUCGUGGCGCUGCUGAGACUGCUGCAGCAGCUGGAGGAGGAACAGGCAGUGGAUGUGUUCAAUGCAGUGUAUGCACUGCGCCUGCACCGGCCUCUCAUGAUCCAGACCCCGAUCCAGUACAUCUUUCUGCACAGCUGCCUCUUGAGCAAGAUUCUGGAGGGACCAUCUAGACCUUCUGAAGCUGAGAAGACAGGAAGCUGGAGUUGGGGGCCCUGCCACCACCCCGCGAGCUUGUCCCAGCCCAUCUCCGUGACCAGCUUCGAGCAGGCCUGUGCCAAGCGAGCAGCCCACGCCAAUGCAGGCUUCGUGAAGGAGUAUAAGCUCUUGCUCCAGGCCAUCCAGGACCAGGCCCGCUGCCCCAUGCCCCCUCCUGGCUAUGAGCAGGACCUUGUCCCCUAUGUUCAUUGCCCGGGGCGUUUUGUUCUAGGAGACAGUAGUGGGGGACAGGGGAAGAAGAGCCCUCCUCAGCAGGUGCCCAAGGCCUGGCUCUUCCCUGGUGGAGUUUCCGGCCAUGACCACGUGGUGCUGACUGGGUCUGCCCAGCCUGAGGAACUCUGGGAGCUGGUGUGGGAGCAUGGGGCCCAUGUGCUAGUGUCUCUGUGCCCGCCUGAUGCCAGGGAAAAGGAGUUCUGGCCGACUGAGAGCCAACCCGUGGUCCUCACAGACAGUGUCACAGUGCACUGGGUGACCGAGAGCAGCACGUCUGGCUGGCCCUGCACCCUCCUGCGUGUCAUCCAUGGGCUGAGUGGGGCUGAGAGGCAGGUGCAGUGGCUGCAGAUGCCAUGCUGGGAGCCCGAGCUGGAGCUGUCAGCCUCCACCCUGCUGGCUUUCCUUAUGUCUGCCCACCACUGCUGCUCCCAGGACCAGAAGAAGCCACGUACCCUGCUCAGCCACUCCAGCAAGGGUGUAGCACAGCUGAGCACUUUCCUGGCUCUGGAUCAGCUGCUGCAGCAGGCGGGGGCUGAGUGCACCGUGGACGUCUUUAGCGUGGCCCUGCAGCAGUCACAGGCUUGUGACCUCAUGACGCCUACAUUGGAGCAGUAUAUCAACCUCUACAAGUGUCUACGCAGCGCGCUGGUGGAUAGGCUGACCUGCUCCCUGCUUGUUUCUGCCACCCCAGAGGCCAUCUUCAGCCCUCCUACACCCCAGCUAGUGGAGGUGAGCACUGGAGAGACGCUAAAGCAGAGAGCAGAGGGCUGGGUGAGGCCUGAGGAGAAGCAGAAACCUGGGAAAGGUCUGGAGAAGAGGCUGAGGGACCUCCUGUCCCCCAGGUCAGAAUCGAUUCACAGCCCAGAUGGCAAUGCUGCCUCCCCCAACAGACUAUAG